GUGAUUCACUCACAACAAGUUUAAAUAAAUAAAAAAGAUGCUUAAGUAGCAUAUCUAUUCAAAAUAAAUUUGAAAAGGACGACAGCACGAAAUGAGAAAGACAACCUAACACGUACGUUACAGUCUACAACCUUACCACCACUUAUUAAACCUUACAUUGUUCGACAGUUUUCAUUUGACUAUUGAAUACAAUAAACAUCAGAAGUAGUUUUAUCGCUAGCUGUUUUGUUACUAACUAGCAACGUUGAAAGUUUCCAGUAGUGAUACAGCGAUCGGGAAAAAAGGCGGGCAAUUUGAAACAACGCCAACAAGACAGUCGAAGAUGUGGUGCAGUUGUUAUUGCUAAUUGUUCUUAAUAUCUAGUGUGUUGUAUUUUUCUUGUUUUUUUUUUUUGUUUUGGACGUACGAAUAUGAAAAAGAAAACUAUUAUCACGCAGUGUGACCAUACAAACCAAAAAUUACCACUGAGGAGAAUUUUGCGGCAGUUCUUAGCAACAGUGUGUAUUGGAAGCGUCUCCCUCGGCGCUUCAAUAUCCUGGACGUCUCCGGUACUUCCCCAAUUGGAAUCCGUAAAUUCCACUGUGCGUGUAACAACAGAGGAAGCUUCCUGGGUCGGAUCAACGUUAGCCCUUGGUGCUUUAAUAUCAGCAAUACCAGCAGGCUAUGUUGCCGAUCGUUUCGGCAGAAAAACAUGCACUUUGGCUUUUGUGGUACCAGUUUUACUGUUUUGCGGACUUAUUUUGACAGCAACGAACGUUUAUUACCUUUACGCGGCUAGAAUGUUGUCAGGGUUCGCGACGGGGGGCGUUUCGGUGGUGGCCCCCAUGUACAUAGGGGAGAUAUCGGACGUUCAACUGAGGGGAAUCCUGGGGACAUUCUUUGAACUCCUUAUCUACGUUGGGAUUCUAGUCUCAGCUGUGCUGGGUGCUUACGUAAACUAUAUUACUUUGACGGUGGUACUGGGUGUCAUUGCGGGGGUGUUGGGGGCGUGUUUCGUGUUUUUCCCCGAAAGUCCCACCUACUUGAUGAUGAUAAACAAGAAGAGCUUGGCGGAAAAGUCGUUGAGGUUCUAUCGGGGGAAGAAGUACGACGUCAGUAAAGAUUUGGACUUGAUCCAAGAGGAACUGGACUUGAUAGACAAGAGGAAGGGUAGUUUGUGGGAUUUGUGGAAGUCGAAGGCCGCGAUGAGAGGCCUUGUGGCUUGCGUGGGGUUGACUGCGUUCCAACAGUUGUGCGCAGUGGACGCGGUCAUGUUUUAUUGCGUUUACGUUUUUCAAACGGCCGGAACGUCCAUCGAUGCCUACACAUCGUCUGUUAUCACCUCGGUGAUCCAAUUGAUUUCGGCAACGUUCGCAGUUUUCGUAAUCGAGAAGUUCAAUCGGUGCACAUUUCUGUACAUUUCGACCUUCGGCCUCGGCAUAAGCCUCGCUUUGUUUGGCGCCUACUUCCAGAUAAAAAAUGCAGGCUAUAACUUCCAGGGAAUGGAUUUGAUUCCGUUGGCGUCGAUGAUAAGUUACUUUAUAUUUUUCGCGGUUGGUUUGGGGCCGAUUCCGUGGCUCAUAAACGGCGAGUUGUUCUCGUCGGAAAUCAAAGGUCCGGCUAAUGGUAUUACCAUAGCGACGAAUUGGACAAUGUUGUUCCUCGUUACUAAGUCGUUUCCGGUGAUGCUGGAUAAAAUGGAACCGCAGUACACUUUUUAUUCGUUCGCGGCCCUUAUGGUUUUGUGUCUGGUUUUCAUAAGGUUUUGCGUGCCGGAGACCAGGGGGAAAACUUUACCCGAUAUCCAAGUAGAAUUAAGCAAAUAAAUAAAGGAAAACGAUGUAAUAUAAUUAAUGGUAAAAAAAUCUGUGAUUCCUUAGAUCAUAUUUAUUAACAAUUUGUUAUUAUGUUUUAGAACUAUCGUAGAAUUUUUAACUCUUAAAAUAUUGUACCCAUACGCCUCUAUACCUAGUUUCCUAGUUCGUUUUUCGUCUUGCUGGGCCAAGACCUUGUACAUUGUUAUUAUUAUACCUGUUAUAUUUAAGAAUUCGUAAUUAUAGUUGUGUACAAAUUAGACAAUUUUUAAUCUACGUUUGUAAGAUAUUAUUAGGAAUUUACCACGUGUGUAGACAUUGUUUAAUAUACUUAUGUGUAUGUAUUAUUUACAACA
Messenger RNA from Agrilus planipennis (emerald ash borer), 2149 nucleotides. Its product is annotated as facilitated trehalose transporter Tret1-like. Bases 411 to 1805 code for a protein of 464 amino acids. The transcript is spliced from 2 exons. NCBI's taxonomy places the organism in Eukaryota, Metazoa, Arthropoda, Insecta, Coleoptera, Buprestidae. Gene Ontology annotation, biological process: transmembrane transport; carbohydrate transport. The record is from RefSeq and is a predicted model, not a curated record. Gene Ontology annotation, molecular function: sugar transmembrane transporter activity. Gene Ontology annotation, cellular component: membrane.